UGACACCUUUUCUGGAAGACAGGUGUAACUUACACCUGUUAUUGUGAAACUCAGGAGAAUCUGGAGCCGUGUGACGAAGUUAACAGGUCGAAGAGAACGGGCAAUUCACAGGAGUUCAGUAGAAACUCUACAGAACAUUGGGUUUGAAUCUAAAUCAGCCAUGGCAAAUUUCAAAGGGCAUGCUCUACCAGGCAGCUUCUUCCUACUCUUCGGGCUGUGGUGGUCAGCAAAGUAUCCAUUCAAAUUCUUAAUGAAGAAGACCAAGUCAUCCAAAUGGUGCUUCGAGCGAGUGGAACUUGCUGAGGGGAUAGUCAAAGUUGUUUUCUCAUUGGUGGGAAUUCUGGCUGAGCAAUUUGUUCCUGAUGGGCCCCACCUACACCUAUUGAGUGAGGACAGAGAAUCCUGGGUCAAACUGAUGAACUGGCAGCACAGCACCAUGUACCUGUUCUUUGGCAUCUCCGGGAUUGUAGACAUCUUCACAUACUCCUCACUCAGGAUCCCCAUUGGCUUCGAUCGCUUGGUCCUUUCACUGGCAGUAUUUAAUGAAGGUUUCCUAUUUUAUUUCCAUGUCCAAAAUCGGCCUCCCCUCGACCAGCACAUCCACUCACUUCUGCUCACCACUGUGUUUGGAGGGUCCUUAAUCAUAAUGCUGGAGGUUUUCCUGCGGGAUAACUUAGCCCUGGAGCUGUUCCGAACGAGUCUGGCAAUCCUACAGGGGACCUGGUUCUGGCAGAUUGCCUUUGUCUUGUACCCUCCCAGCGGUGGACCCAAGUGGAAUGAAAAUGACCACGAAAACAUCAUGUUCAUAACCCUGUGCUUCAGCUGGCAUUUUGCAGUUGCCCUGAGUAUCGUGGCUGUCAAUUAUACCCUAAUGUACUGGCUCAUACAGAUAAGAUCAAAGAAAUCUGGUGCAAUGGAGUUGGGGCCAUUGAAAAGUGCAGAGAUGAACUCACAUGUCCACCUGCUGCAGAGCGGUGAUGAAGACUGAAGACCCUGAGUGAGAAGCAGCCCCCCAUACAUUCCUCAAUCCCUGUUGAGAAGCUGAUGAUUUCUGUCCAAAUAUUUUUAACUGUAAACUUUUUAAAAAAUAUUUUUGCUUUAUUCUUUAACUUCUGCUGAUUCACUUAUUACUCUGGGGGAGGGAGUGGGACUGAGCUGAGAUAUCUCACAGUCACAUGGCGCUGAUCCACUGGGAACUGGUGUACAGGAACAGAGCAGAUCUUGGAAGACCGGCUGACAACAUUGUAUCUCCGUAACUUUCUGGGUUAAAUGCAAGGAGUUUGUAGCUGGUUUUAAAACCACCCAGGAGACCACCUGAAUCUCGAGCUUUAUUCCAUAAGGUCAGACUGUGUGAUGGUCCCAUCUUUGCCCAAUAGACCUGUCUCCCAUCUUCAUAAAAAUUGAAACAUUUCCCUUGCUUCUGAAUGAAAAAAAUCUUUUUUUAAUUUAAAAUUUGCAUGAACCCUGAGCUGUAUGUGAGGUUUCACUGGCAGGUACAGCAACCAGAAUCCUAUCAGAAGUAUUCCAUUUGUCCUGUGCUAGUAUCCCUAUCUUUGUGUCAGUUCGCUCUCUCUAAUGGUAUUUUAUUUAUUUCAGUGUUUUAUGACUUGGUUAAACUCCAGUGUGUGGGUGGUGUUAUGUAAACUACAUUAUGUGAACCCUCUCACCUUUUGAAGUGUACCUAAGGUUUCUUUAGUGCUUUCUUUCGGAAUCUGGCUGAAAAUUGACAGAAUGAUCAAUGUUUUCAAAGAAACACCCCAGCUAUCAAUAAAUGGGUAAAUAAACUCUAGUAAUAAUCUGAGAUGGUAAUUUACACCUUCGUCUUUCUCCAGUCCCCUACCCGCAAACCCUGCCCCAAACAUUACUGGUCUGAAAAUGUCACUGCUGCUUUUGCUGCAUUUUUGAACCUUCUACUUGUUUUUUUUUUUCAAUUACACUAUUGAAUAUCCAUGGAAUCACCAUGGAUACGCAGGAGCUGGAUCUGCCCAAAAACUUCCUGACUGUAGCCAGGAGGUUUCAGUCAGAGAAAGCAACAAGACGAGGUUCAGCUGUGCUACAGUCAGCUUUCAGCAAACCCAACAUCAAAAUUUGCCAGUCUAAAGUUUUUUAAAAUGAGGUUUUGAGUUGAUAUUCCAUCCCUGAUAUCCUGGUGACCCUGCACUUGUACAAAUUCCUUCCUCCUCGCUUGCACACCUCCAUCACAUUCAACUGACCUACACACUUUAAUUCUGAUAUUCCAGAUAAGCCUAUUGUUGAUGCCUUGCCACCCCCAUUCCACCAAGUCCUACGACCAAUAUGUUUUCUAUUUCUACAAAUCGUGUGAUUCAUUCUCAGGAAAAAGUAGGAAAGUUAAGUUACCUUAACGCUCAUGUGAGUGUGUCAUUAUUAAAGUGCAGUGUAAUGUGA
This is a messenger RNA of Carcharodon carcharias (great white shark), 2406 nucleotides long. It is a transcript of the gene tmem45b, whose product is annotated as transmembrane protein 45B. Bases 161 to 988 code for a protein of 275 amino acids. The record is from RefSeq and is a predicted model, not a curated record. NCBI's taxonomy places the organism in Eukaryota, Metazoa, Chordata, Chondrichthyes, Lamniformes, Lamnidae. The transcript is spliced from 6 exons.